Molecule: messenger RNA, 898 nt
Organism: Nothobranchius furzeri (turquoise killifish)
Lineage: Eukaryota; Metazoa; Chordata; Actinopteri; Cyprinodontiformes; Nothobranchiidae
Gene: s100v2
Product: S100 calcium binding protein V2
Source: RefSeq, a predicted model, not a curated record
UCUCUUGGUAUCAGAGGGGUUGACAGCUCCUCCUGUCUGAGGAGGAGGACCCGGUGGGAGGAGGACUCAGGAGGAGGACCCAGGACCGCCAAGUGGUGACAGAACUGCAGACUCACACAGGAAGCUGCCCCUUCGUCGUCGACAUGCCUCAGUAUUCAGACCUAGAGAACGCAAUCAACACUCUGGUCACCAAGUUCCACGAUGCUUCGGCCGACAAAGGUCCAGCUCUGAAGGCCGAUGAGUUCAAGGGACUUUUGUCCACUCAGCUGCCAAACCUGAUGAAGGGAGCCGGCUCAGACCAGAAUAUGGGCGAGAUCAUGCAGAAGAUGGGGGUUGCUGACGGUGAGGGCAUCACUUUCAAACACUUCUGGGGCCUGGUCCAGUCUCUAGCCACCUCGCAGCACAGCCUCCUGAGCAGCCAGAGGGCCUCGUCAUGUGGCUGCCUGCUUCUGUGAAGUUCAGCCUCCACUCGGCAGCCGGCAGCAGCGCUCCUCCAUGUAGCACAAAUGUUAUCAUGCAGUUAAACAGAAGGCCAAAGUUUAACCUUUAUUCUGCCACAGCAACUUGUUCCCAAUGUCUCAGUGUCCUGGAAACAAAUCCCACUCACGAAUAAGGCUGGAAAAUCCACUUUUGGUUUAUUUAUAUGACUAAUAGUAAUGAUAACCUCCAAAACAAGCAGCUGCUGUUCUGUCUGCAGGCGGCAGCAUGUUCCUGCACCGAGGCUGUGUGUGAUGUCAUAGGAAGUCGGGCUGAGUCAGAACCAGUGUUGUUUAAAAUGUUUUUGUUUGAUUUUGUAUCAGAUAUUCAUUGAUUAAAGUUUUCUUUGGAUGCAUUAAACCAAUACGACUGUUUGAUCAUCGAAUCAGAACGACCAAUUCCAAUAAACUUGUUGAUUCCA